AUGAGUGAAUUUAAAUUGCAGCACCUUGUAGCUGAAUUACUAAGUAAAUUAGGUGGAAAAAUAACACCAGACCGCUUAAUAGAAUAUUUACAGAAGAGUUUAAAUAUUAAUGCAGAUAGCGGAUGCUCAGGAACACAAGUUGCAAUUCAAACACAUUUAACACGUUUGGUACAGGAUUUGCCUAAUUCAGAAUCUUUUUUGUCUAAAUAUAACGAUCUCAAAGACAAAAAUGUCUAUUGCUUGAAUUCAUAUGUACAGUUACUUGAUAAUAUAUCUCAAGAUCCUGGAGUUAAAGAUUUUUUACUGAAAAGUACGAAGCAACCUUCCUCUACUUUGAAUACUGAACUUACCAAGGACAAUUUACCUCAUUUAAAAAAUCGCCUAAAAAAAGCAGUAACGUCAAAAUCUAGGAAGGAUGAAUCAUUCGACAGUAUUCUAAACAUAUCGUCUACAGUCCCUUUGGCUACAACUCCGUCAGUAAUUUCAUGGGUUCAAAGACGACCUAGUAUGUCAUGGGAUUUUUCUACACAUGUAUUACCACACUCCACCCCAACAGUGCCUGCAGUUUCUCAAGAAAACAUACUCAUUGAAGACUUAUUAAAUGUUUUAAUAGGUUUGCCAGGGUGCUACAUAGAACCUGAAGAUCUCCGGGAUGCUUACGGUCCAAGAAGUUUUAAAAUCAACGAUAACAUAUCCCUAUCUCUCCGAGAACUGGUAAAGCAGAUAUUGCCGCUAGCUAGUCAUUAUUCUGUUAUACAGAGGUUCAUUGAAGAGAAAAUAAGAUUUGAAUUUGGACAGGUCAAUAAUGCUUUGGCAGAAGCAAUGAGAAGUAUAAAUAAAGACCAUAUGCUUUUUAUAAUACAGUUAGAGAGUGAGUUUAGAGCCAACAAUUUAACGUUACAAAAAUUGUGGUUUUUUGUGCAGCGAAAUAUGCAAAGUUUGGGUAUCACUGCUAAUAUCGCAUGUUCGAUAAGUAAAUCGGGCGUAAAAGGUGGUAAGGUGCUGAGUUUACUUCACGAAAAUGUUAUUGGUUCCAUUGGUGACGAGAGGGCCCAACAACUUUGUCUUAAACUUAUGGAAGCAGCUUGUGAACCGUACAUGAAGAUGCUGGGUAUGUGGAUAUACAAAGGCAUCAUAUCUGAUCCUAUUAAUGAGUUUCUUGUGGAAGAUAACGAGGUUUUUCAAAAAGAAGAUAUGCCAGUCGAUUACUCUGCUGAUUACUGGGACAAAAAGUAUGCCGUGCGUAGGGAGAGGAUUCCUAAAUUUCUUGAACCCGUUUCUGAUAUGAUAUUAAAAGCUGGGAAGUACCUAAAUGUUAUAAGACAGUGUGGUAAACCUGUGAAGAAUAAGGUGCUUCCAAUACAGUACAAAAUAGAAGAGAAACAGUACAUUGAAGCUAUUGAAAAAGCCUACGUGUUUGCUAGCCAAACACUGUUAGAUUUAGUACUAAAAGAAAAAGACCUCAUAGGAAGAUUGAAGUCCGUUAAACAUUAUUUCCUGCUAGACCAAGGCGAUUUCAUCGUAACCUUCCUUACGCUUUGCGAGAAGGAACUUGGCAAGUACGUUGUGGAUGUCAAUCAAGGCUGUAUAGAGUCCUUGAUGGACCUAGCUUUAAGGUUGUCUAGUGCCAUAAGCGACCCCUAUAAAGAUGAUUUGCGGACUGAGCUGUUGCAGUAUGACUUGCAAUUUCAAAUGUUCAAGAUAUUAAGUAUUCAAACAAAUUCAGAACAAGAGUACUGGUCUUCGAUUGAACCGAAAAAGUUGCUGAUGAUUGAAUCCUUCUCAUUUGGCUAUGAGGUACAUUGGCCGCUGUCACUAAUUCUUAACCGGAAGUCACUGGCUUGCUACCAGAUGAUUUUCCGACAUCUAUUUUACUGUAAAUAUAUCGAGCGGAUGAUUUGUCAAGUGUGGAAAUCCAACAAGGUCGCCAAGAAAUUCCACUUUUAUGAUGCACAGCAUUAUAGAUCUGCCUUUGCCUUGCGGCAAAGAAUGCUGCACUGUGUCCAAAAUUUGGAGUAUCACAUGAUGGUGGAAGUGAUUGAGCCACACUGGUGUAUGUUCUUACAAAAAAUAUCAAAGGUAAACAACGUUGACGAAAUACUCUCUUGUCACUGUGACUUCUUGGAUAGCUGUUUGAAAGACUGUAUGUUGACUAUCCCUCCUAUUCUCAGUACUAUAAUUAAACUUCUUGCCAUUUGUGAGGAAUUCUGCAAAUUUAUGCAGCGGACGCAGCGUUACUUUGUGGAAGCCGAAUUAGGUUCUUUACCGAACUCAUUUUAUGAGUCAUUCGCACAGAGCGAACUGCCUUUUCAAGGAAACAGUGUUAAUCUUACCGAUCCGGCUCCCAGUUUCAAGGAGACUAUAUCUCUGUGUGACGUCAAAUUUUCGGCAACCUUAAUGAAGCUUUUGGAUCAAAUUAACGAUUUGAACAGAGACACCAGUGAACAUGAUAGACUGUUUAAUCUGCUGUACAGGCUGGACUUUAACUCCUUUUACACCGGACAAAUGGAGAAACUGGGACUGACCAAAUUGACCAAGGAUUCUUCGGGAUGAAAUUUUUUUCUUCCGCUUGAUAUGUGAUCAACUUUACUAAUUUGAGUUAGAUUAUUUUUUAACAUUGUGAUUUUUAUUGAAUGCAUAUAUUUUUUCAUUUUGUAGAU
Molecule: messenger RNA, 2660 nt
Organism: Anoplophora glabripennis (Asian longhorned beetle)
Lineage: Eukaryota; Metazoa; Arthropoda; Insecta; Coleoptera; Cerambycidae
Product: gamma-tubulin complex component 2-like
Exons: 13
Coding region: 1-2553 (850 amino acids)
Biological process (GO): meiotic cell cycle; spindle assembly; mitotic cell cycle
Cellular component (GO): spindle pole; gamma-tubulin small complex; centrosome
Molecular function (GO): microtubule minus-end binding; gamma-tubulin binding
Source: RefSeq, a predicted model, not a curated record